AUGAUCGAAGAUUUCAAGAAAGAAAUGAUGUCGGAAUAUAAGAUGACCGACCUUGGAGCUAUGAAAUACUUCCUUGGCAUGCAAGUCAAGCAAAGUCCAGGAAGAAUUUUUCUCUCACAAGAGAAAUAUGUUGAAGAUAUGCUCAAAAAUUUCAACAUGAGCGAUUGCAAGCCAAUGGCGACACCAAUGGUUACGAAUGAGAAACUCUCCAAAUAUGAUGGAAAGGAGAAAGUAGAUGCAUCGCUCUAUUGUAGCAUGGUUGGAUCUCUCAUCUAUCUCACAAACACAAGGCCCGACAUAGUACAUGCAGUCAACAUUGUCUCUAGGUUCAUGAGUGAACCUAGCAAGACACAUCUUGCAGCAGUAAAGAGGAUUCUCAGGUAUAUCAAAGGGACAAAGAGCCAUGGAAUAAUGUACGAGUCCGAGAUCAGCUACAAGCUCACAGGCUACACAGAUAGCGACUGGGCUGGAAGCAUUGAUGAUUGA
This is a messenger RNA of Chenopodium quinoa (quinoa), 486 nucleotides long. RefSeq lists its product as uncharacterized. The record is from RefSeq and is a predicted model, not a curated record. Bases 1 to 486 code for a protein of 161 amino acids. NCBI's taxonomy places the organism in Eukaryota, Viridiplantae, Streptophyta, Magnoliopsida, Caryophyllales, Amaranthaceae. The transcript has a single exon.